UUUAUCACAGCACACACUGCUGCACAUUGCCACACACAUUGUGUUACACUGCAUGCACGCAGCUUCACCUUCACCUCUCACAGAAAAUUACUAAAAAACUCAAGAUGGGGAAAAUUAACGGAUGCCUCAAAUGCCUCUUUAUCUUCUUCAAUGUGCUGUAUGCAAUAAUCGGAUGUGUGCUGAUCUACGGAGCGGUGAAGUUGAGCAUCUUCAGCUCCCAGAUGGCGGCAGUUGGGAGCCCCGGCCUGGGUUGGAUUUGGGUGUUUGCCAUCGGCGUCCUUGGCAUUUCCUCCCUGGGAAUCUUUGCUGCAUGCUCCGAGAAAGAACUUGCCCUCAAAAUAUUUGCAGGCUUUAUGGUGCUUGGAAUGAUCAUCAUGAUGAUCGUUGGCAUCAUUAUCGUUGUCGCAAGAAACAAGGUCAGAGAUAACAUUGACCAGAUCUUCAAUGAGGUGGUAAAGCCCGUCAUGGAAGAUGAGGGAGCGAGAGCGUUGCUUGAGGCGAUACAACAAAGUGGUCAGUGCUGUGGAGUUGUGGAUGCCUCCGACUGGGGUGAUAAGAUCCCAGACUCGUGUCAUUGCUCGGCAGGAGGAGCAUAUGGAGGAUAUGGAGCAUCUGUGUGCAAAGCAAGACCUCAGGGACUCCAAGGACCAGACCGAAUCUACAGCAAGACAUGCGGUGAAACCAUCUUUGGGUGGAUCAACCUCUUCUUCCAGAUCUGGAUGGCCGUCUUCUUUGGAUUUGCUGUCACUGCACUGAUGGGCCUACUGAUCUCCAUCCUGAUGAUCCAUCAGGUCAGACGUCACAACAGCGCCGGAGGAGCGUCCAUUGCCAUGAAGAGCUACUAAAAGAAACCCUCCAACCCCUCGGACCCCUCACCUUUAACCUCUGCACUGUAACAGGAGGAAUCAUUGGUCAAUACAUGACCUCUUCUUCUUUGCUUUUUUUUUUUAAAUGUAAAUUUUGGCUUCUAAGAGAGCGACUGCAGGGUAUGUCGGAGACAGGGAGAUGAAGCAGGCAUUUCAUUUGGGAGAAAAAGUGAAGAGCUUUUUGCUUCCAGCUUUCCAUUAUAGAGAAUAUUGCUUGAAUUGCAAACAUUUAUUUUUUUGUAAAUCAUUAUAUCUCGUUUGUGUUAUAAGAUGGUGUGCAGUAUUAUAGUAGACCUAUAUAACAGAGACAUAUUAUAGAAAAAAAACACUCUUCGCUCGCUCAACCUUCACCACAUCUGACAACAGCUUAUUAACCUGAGGAGGUCAUAAAAAGCAACAGUUUAAUCAACACAUUCUCAUCCCAACUCGUCACAUACCGCCCCUUGGCGUCACGCCUCUGCUGCUCCCAGCUUUCAAACCGGAACCAACAUGGUCCCUCGUUUGGAAACUUUCUUCUCUUUAUUUUAGAUCAACGAUUAGUUUAAAUGUUUCAAGGGAGUUUCCAGAGGCGGCGAGUCUGCCUGGACCUCAUCUUUAUGCAAAUGAGGAGCGGUGUGACGCCCUGUCUCUUGAAACGCAACACUACGCUACCAGAAUGCUGCUGCUGACAUAGACAGUAAUGGGAAACGUGGCUGUGGACACGUACCAAUAGGGUGGCAUAUUUACACGGAUACAUUGGACUGAGUACAGACGACAUAGCGUACAAUGACGUCAAAAGCAAGAAAGGCGUUCGUAUUGCACGCUAAAUGCCUCUCGCAUUAUCAUUGCAUUCAUACGCCUUUUUGUGCAAACAGGCUGCCAUAUAGUCCAGUCUUUGUUUAGCCUAGUUUAGCAUAAAGACUCAGAUUAGGGGGUAACUCCUAGCUUAGCUUUUAAACUCAUGUUGCAUAAAUUUCCAGUGUUACUAUUCCUUUAAUCCAAUCAGAAUCUGCACUCAUAAUAACAUUUUAUUUUUUAAGGAAUUACCAAAGAAACUAAAUUUCCGAGCCUCCUCGGGUUAAAAAGAUCGGGUCAGAAGAAAAACUUAAGCUGUCAUCUGUCUGUGUGUUUGUAUAAAAAAAAGAGUAAGCCAAUGAACUUCUGCCAUGAAGCUGAAGACAUUUUUCCACAUGGCUAAAUCCUGACAUUUUCAAAAUCAGUAAAAUAGUAAUGUUGGGAAAAUGGAAAUCCCAGCAACACUUGCACUACCGAGAACAAAAAUUAAAGCAUACGCUUCGUAGAAAACCAUGUCUCAGUACAAUAUAUUUGUUCAUGGAGAAGCCAAUAUUAAGAGAAGAUUAUAUAAAUCAUACACAAUUAUGGAUGUGAAAAACCAAACAUGUCAGGGUGAACACCCCACCACCAUUAUAAAAAGGGAUAAUGAUUUUAAAUAAAAGACAACUGCUGUGACAGGAACUGUUUUAUUGUGAAAUCUGCACUCAUAUCAUUACAGAAUAAAAUCUAAAAACUGAAUAUACA
This is a messenger RNA of Sebastes umbrosus (honeycomb rockfish), 2384 nucleotides long. RefSeq names its product CD63 antigen-like. Gene Ontology annotation, cellular component: membrane. NCBI's taxonomy places the organism in Eukaryota, Metazoa, Chordata, Actinopteri, Perciformes, Sebastidae. The transcript is spliced from 9 exons. The record is from RefSeq and is a predicted model, not a curated record. Bases 105 to 845 code for a protein of 246 amino acids.